AUGACACAGAACAAGGGUGCCUCGAAGCCGCGCAAGAUGUCGCGUCUGNNCCCAAAGGUGAUAGCUACUCUCAGUUGCUGCUUACUGCAUCCUCGCUCACACUGUACAGACUACAAAGUCGAAAAGCGCCCAUUGCUACGCCCUCCAAUCACAUCGCAAUAUGCCAAUGCCGACGUCGCCAAAAUCAUCUAUGUCUCUACGAAAACCCCCUUCAUGUCUGCCGUCAAGCGUGUACAGAAGCUACUGGCUCAAGCCGAGAAACGCCUUGCCCAAUCAGCUGCCGAUCAAGUCUCUAACAGACUAAAAUACUCCCGCACCAACGAUGAAAUUACAGACAUUGAGCGUGUAGCUGCCACCAUAGCCUCUCAAAAGCAACAUCAAGAUGAGAUUAUCCUUAAGGCUACAGGCAAUGCCAUCGCAAAGGCACUGAGUUUGGCUCUCUGGUUCCAACAGAGAGUCGAGUACAAUGUUCGCAUCGAGACAGGCACUAUUGCCGCCAUCGAUGACAUUAUCCCUCCGGAAGAUGCUACGGAAGAUGCUGCAGACGACGAGGAUCAGAACAUGAAGGACGACGAGGAAGACGUACCAGAGUCCAGGAUCCGCUAUGCCAGUACCAUCCAGAUCUUUGUCUCGGCCGCCUCAUGA
Molecule: messenger RNA, 645 nt
Organism: Aureobasidium musti
Lineage: Eukaryota; Fungi; Ascomycota; Dothideomycetes; Dothideales; Saccotheciaceae
Source: the annotation of a GenBank genome assembly